CUGAGAACAACUUUGAGUAACUAUGCUCUCUGUACUGUCUGCUGUCUGCAGUUUUUACGUUCAAAACAAAAACAUCAUUCUAGAAAGCAAAAUUUUCUCGAAGUUUUCCUUUUCUUAAAAUAAUCGCUUUAAACGUCUCGAGAAUUUAAUUUAAACGUAUUACGUCGCGUUUUACGACAAAAUUGAUACAUAAUUACCUUUGGACCCUCAGAAUAUUAAUGUGCAUUUAUCACAAUGUCAAUUAAUCAACCGAAGAACUUGGAAACUGAUUUCAACAAAUUGAGCAUCAAUCCGCAAUGGAAGAAACUACCUCCCAAUCAUAAUCACGGCUGUAAUUUUUGCAAAGUUUCGAGAAAGGAGUACUCAUUCAAGAACAUACUUGUAGCGCCUAAAUGCACCUGUAAAAUCAGUAAGAAGCAAAGACACAAAUCGUUGAUCGUUCGACCAGCAAAGUUGAAUUUACUGACCACCGACAGGAAAAACUUCAAACCGAUCCUUAAACCUCCUACGCUUCAUUUAUCCAGUGAUAAAAACAAAACGAGUAAAACGAACACAUCUAAGUCAACAGUUUCUCAACAAAGUGCAACUACUUUGGUCGAUUCGAAAGGUAAAGUUUUUACGAACGGCGAAAACGAUAGUCAAAAUAGUUUUAAGGCGUUGCUUCCAAAUUCAGAUAAUGACAUUUUGAAAGCUUUCGAUACCCUAUCGUUCAAAGAAUUACGACCGCAAGUGAAAUCGCGUUGUGCUGCGGAUGGGUCGAGUUCAUCGAGUAAGCGAGAAAACAAUUCCUCAAAUUCCUGCUCAGUUCAAGCCCGAAUGAGACCUUCUUUGUAUACCGACUGUGAUGAUACAUCGAUCGAAGAACUUGCUAGUUAUUUCGAUUUAUUUGUUCAUAUACCAAAGAAAAUGUCUACUAUGGCUGAAAUGAUGUAUAUUUGAUUUAUUCGAAGUGGAAUCAAAAUUUCUGUAUUUUAGCUCAUUUUGUUUUGUAGCUUAACGUAAAGGAGUACGUCGAGAAGUGAAAUAUAUUGUCCUAUUCUACUGUAAAUUUUAAUCACUGUGGGGGUAACGUAAUAUUUUUGUAAAAAAUCUCUUAAGAUGUGUAUUUUUUUUUUUACAAAGUUUUCUUCGUUUUGUUACAUUAUGUAUCUACUAAACUAAUAGCUGGUUUUGUUACUUUAUCGUAAAUUAACAAAUUAGAUACAAAUAUACAUAAUAAAUAGAAAUAAAACUAUACUGUUUUAAAA
Molecule: messenger RNA, 1247 nt
Organism: Planococcus citri (citrus mealybug)
Lineage: Eukaryota; Metazoa; Arthropoda; Insecta; Hemiptera; Pseudococcidae
Exons: 3
Coding region: 235-939 (234 amino acids)
Biological process (GO): cellular response to hydrogen peroxide
Source: RefSeq, a predicted model, not a curated record